Molecule: messenger RNA, 3144 nt
Organism: Anopheles arabiensis
Lineage: Eukaryota; Metazoa; Arthropoda; Insecta; Diptera; Culicidae
Exons: 9
Coding region: 1-2277 (758 amino acids)
Biological process (GO): regulation of DNA-templated transcription
Molecular function (GO): DNA-binding transcription factor activity, RNA polymerase II-specific; DNA binding
Source: RefSeq, a predicted model, not a curated record
AUGCAAGAGGCUAUUGCUCUGCGGCGAGAGUUGUCCGAGUUGCUUGCCAAGGGAGGAUUUGAAUUGCGCAAGUGGACGUCUAACUUGCUUGGUGUGCUUUUCGGUCUGAGUGCUGACCAUAUUGGCACGCAAUCAUCACUACAUUUCGUACCCAAUGAAACGGUCAAGGCGCUUGGCAUCUCGUGGAAGCCCGAAACCGAUGAUCUAUGCUUCGAUUCGAAUGUCGGCAUCGAUGACACCUCUUCAACGAUGCGAUCGAUAUUAUCCAACAUUGCAAAAAUGUACGACCCACUCGGGUUGAUCGCACCGAUACUUGUUCGAGCAAAAAUGUUGAUGCAGGAGCUAUGGUUGCUGAAAUCCUGCUGGGACGAACCUGUACCGCAAGAAAUCUACAAAAAAUGGAAAGCAAUUCAAGGUGAUUGGCAAGCUUUAGCUGAAUAUAAAACUGAUCGCUAUGUACUUUUACCACAUUCAAAGGUAGAAUUUAACACUUUCACCGAUGCCUCCGAAGCUGCCUACGGAGCAUGCACAUACGUACGCUUUGAGACCGCGAAGGGAGAAGUGCAAAUCAGCCUGCUAGCGUCGAAGUCUCGCGUUGCACCUUUGAAGCGCGUCACACUGCCGAGACUGGAACUUAGUGCAGCUGUCCUGGGAGCGCACCUUCACCAUCGCGUCAAGAAUGCAAUGCAGAUGGCUUCUGCCCAAUCCAUCUUCUGGUCCGAUUCAACUGUAACCCUGAAAUGGAUUGCUUCACCGCCCAACACUUGGAAGACGUUUGUAGCGAAUCGAGUUGCGGAAGUGCAACAUUUUUCGCAUCCACGGCAAUGGCGGCACGUUCCGGGUACCUGCAACCCUGCUGAUCUGGUCUCCCGAGGCAUGUCCGCAACACACUUCAAGCAAAGCACGCUUUGGAAAUCCGGCCCAGACUGGCUAACGCAUCCUUCAUCAUCCUGGCCCAGCUCAAACCCGGAACCGGUAGACGAUAUGGACUUAGAAACACUUCAGAAUGAAAGCAAUGAAACCCAUUACCCUUCGCUUCGCGUGAGUGAUCUCUUAAGAAAGAAUAUUCCUAAUCUUAUUGGACGAAAUAGCAUUUUGGCGAGUGCUGCGUACGGGUCGCACGCUGCUGCCGGGGCCUGGUGGGGGCAGCAUUCCCAUCCAAUGCAUGCGGUCGGAGCGGCUAUGUAUGGUGAGGAUACGACAGGGCAAACUGGUAUUGAUAGUCGCAGUCCUCCCGCCUCUAUGCACAACUCUUCAAACCACAAUAGUGCUGCCAGUCUUAUCGUACAACAACAGCAGCAACAACAGCAGCAACAACAGCAGCAAGUUGCAGCAGCUGCAGCCGCAGCAGCAGCGGCAGUGGCCCAACAACAGCAGGUGCAGGCUCAGUCUGCAGCACCUUCGCAAACACAGAAUACUUCUUCUUCGAACGCAUCCCAGCAGCAAAGUAGCGGAGGAGCAGUGGUAUCCCCAGCGGCUCAAAUCGUUCCUCCAUCCGCUGCUAGUGAAUCACCGGGAAGCGUGAGUUCACAGCCAUCAGCAAAACGUCCCGCGUUUGAUACAGAUACUCGGUUGAGGCAUUCAUAUCCCUGGGGCAACGACUCAGCGGCUGAUUACGCUUACCAUGCACAGUAUCCACCAUAUGCGUUGGCGACUGAUAUCAAACCAAUGUACUACCCUAGCUACCCAACUGAAGCCAAUUUUCAACCUCACCCAUAUUAUCCUAAAUAUGAGCCAGAUGCCUAUAUUACAGCAUCGACUGAACGAUCACGUGGAGUCACAGGUGAUCAACCUUCUUUGCAGUCUAGCUACGAAUCAUACAACUCGUCUGGGUUGAGAUCGUAUUCAAGUGAAACAUAUCCUAAUCCUGGCUCCAGCUUAUCUGUUGGUGUCAGUGGUGUUGGUUCAUGCACACCUUCCAAUCCGCUUGAGUGGACAGGCAAUGUAACUGUGAGGAAGAAACGGAAGCCAUACUCUAAAUUCCAAACGUUGGAAUUGGAAAAAGAAUUCCUUUUCAAUGCAUACGUUUCAAAGCAGAAACGAUGGGAACUUGCUCGCAAUCUCAACCUUACUGAACGCCAGGUAAAGAUAUGGUUCCAAAAUCGGCGAAUGAAAAAUAAAAAAAACAGUCAGCGUCAAUCUGCGCAAGCAAAUAGUGGUAGUAGUAACAACAGUUCCAGUCAUAGCCAUUCCCAGGCGCAGCCUCAUCACAAUCCUCAUCAUAUAGGCCUAGGACUGGGAAUGUCAACACUACAUGGCUCUAAAAUGCAUCAGUGACCUUUCGAGCAACAACCACACCAAUCGAAAAUACACACACAGCAUAAUCAGCAAGAUUCUCAACAAACCUUUCAGCAACUUCAGUUGCAGCACCAACAUCAAUCAAAUUCGACAACAAUUCAUGACCAAGCACAGCAACAGACACAUUUACAUUCUCUGCAUUCUCACUUAAUUCAUCAACCAUCUUAUCAAUCCAACCCCCCAGAUAACCAGAUGAAACAGGAGCUUUGCGACACAAUUAAUGCGUCGAUGUGUAAUAAUUUUCCUCAUGCACCACCCAUAAACUAUCGACAGCAACAAUGAUUUAAAAUUUUAAACCAAUUCGCCACAUAUGAUAAUUCGGUAGUAGAAGAUGAUGUGCCGCUAUGGCAAAGUUAAUACGUAAAUGAAUCGAGUUUGAAAGAAGUGAGAAUAGAAGAACACAGGUAUAUUGAAAAGCCGAUCGCCAACAAUAUCCAGAUAUUGCAUAAAAAAGCAAGGAAACUCUGCGAACUAUGUAAAGGAAUCCACCGAAUAUAGAGCGACAGCGUAAGUUGCGUUUGCGAGGAGUAUUCUGGAAAAUCUGAAGUGUUGUUGGGACAGGUGUAAAUAAAUCUUAGGUAUGUAAGCUAUCCAGCCAGUGAGAAAUGUCCAAAAUUAAGACCGAGAGUGGGUUAUUUAAGCUAAGGGUUAAGGGAAAACGAAACUUUCAACGAAUCAUAAAUAACAGCACGAGGCAAUAUGAAGGGACAAGCGGAGCAACAGUCCAAUUAGGAAGCUGUUUCGAGCAAUCAUAAUGUAGCCCUGUUGCUCGUGUCGGCGUAUUAAAUAAAAGAAGAGAGUAGUUGAAACAGGUAGUAUAAAGUAAUAUAAAUAUUUAAAAUCAAA